This is a messenger RNA of Paramecium tetraurelia, 1041 nucleotides long. RefSeq lists its product as uncharacterized. NCBI's taxonomy places the organism in Eukaryota, Ciliophora, Oligohymenophorea, Peniculida, Parameciidae. Gene Ontology annotation, molecular function: carbohydrate binding. The transcript is spliced from 5 exons. Gene Ontology annotation, cellular component: membrane. The record is from RefSeq and is a predicted model, not a curated record.
AUGUUACGUUAAUAAUCUAAGAUCUUGUUGAUACUGUUUAAUUCUUGCGCGUUUGAGUUUCAGUGGGUAUCACUAACUCAAAUUUUAUAAUUGAGACAUGAUUCAUAAAUAUUUAUAUCUAGCAUGAUUAUUUUAUUCUUUAUUUCUCUUAUUACAUUUGUGAAUUCCCUAUCAUUGAAAUCUGUUCUUAUGGCAAUAGAUUGUGGAGGAUAAGAAUCAUUUAAUUCAAAAGAAGGAUUUCUUUAUUAAGAUGAUUAAUAUUUUAGUGGGGAUUCAAGAGUCUCUGAUUACACAUAUAAUGAUGUUGUUUAUGAUGGAAUUGCGUAUACAUUUACUCCAAAAGUUUAUUUUACUGAAAGACACGGCAGCUCAUUUGAUUAUAGCUUACCAAUAAAUAAGAAUGGACAAUACACAAUAAUAUUGUAAUUUGUAGAAUUAUACUUUUAAAAUGAGGGAGAAAGACAAUUUGAUAUCUAUAUUGGAACUAAAAGAGUCAUACAAAAUUUAUCUAUUAUUGACAAAAAGCAUUAAAAGGGAUCUGCAAAGGAAGUGUUCAUUUACAUUGAAAUUAAAUAAGACACAGUUUUCCACAAUGAUGAAGAAUGCACCAAAGGAUUCAUUAAUGGAAAAUUGAAAAUUGGAUUUAGAAAAGGAGCUGCUGAUUUACCUAAAGUCGAUGGUAUCGUGAUUGUCAAAGGUCAUAAUGCUGGAGAAGAAGAAAAAAAGCACUUAAUUGAUAAUUGGGAAUAAAUGUUAGAAGAAAAUAGAAAAAAGGAAGCAGAAUUAUAGAGAGCAGAACUAGAGGCUUAAAAUAUGAUUGUACCUGAUUCAGUUGAUCCAGAAGAAGGGGAAGGGUUAAUUUCAUUCUUAUUGUCACCUAUUGGAAUAGGAAUCAUAAUUUUUGGAAUGUUUGUUUUUGGAUUGCUAAUAUUCACAGGUGAAAAUGAAGAUUAAAAAAACAAAAAGAAAAAUAAGUCAAAAUGAUUAUCGUAUUAGUAAAUAUAUGUAAGCAGAGUAGAUAUGCAAUUAUGUAAUACUUUU